ACUCGGGUGGCAAACGUUGGCGACGAUGUUGUGGCUGUCCACGCCGCCGAUAACUAUCUCUACGGCCGACACAGUCCGCGGCGGUGUGGAAUGAGGGUGAGCUCGUCCACGCAUGGAGUUGUGCCGGCCACGCUGGAAAUGUCGCAGCCCGCCAGCCAAGGCGGCGAGCCCGUGAAUGUGGGCGACGGCGACUACGAGAGCCUGCCGCCUCACGUCUCGGUGACGACGCACAUGACAGCGGGCGCCGUGGCCGGAGUGCUGGAGCACACCGUCAUGUACCCCGUGGACUCGGUCAAGACAAGGAUGCAGAGCCUGCAGCCUGACCCCAACGCCCAGUAUAGAGGUGUGUACGAAGCCCUGAAAAGGAUCAUCCGCACGGAGGGCUUCUUCAGACCGCUCAGGGGUCUCAACAUCACCAUGAUGGGCGCCGGUCCCGCCCACGCGCUUUACUUUGCCUGCUAUGAACGAGUCAAGCGCUCCCUGAGUGACACCAUUCAAAAUGGAGGCAAUAGCCAUCUGGCCAACGGUAUUGCUGGCAGUGUGGCCACUGUCCUCCAUGAUGCCAUCAUGAACCCUGCAGAAGUGGUGAAGCAGAGGAUGCAAAUGUACAAGUCGCCCUAUCGUGGACUUUGGGACUGCGUGAGGACGGUGACGCGCACGGAGGGCACGGGCGCUUUCUACCGCAGCUACAGCACACAGCUGACCAUGAACGUCCCCUUCCAGGCCGUCCACUUCAUCACCUACGAGACCAUGCAGGAGUGGCUGAACCCCCACAGACACUACCACCCCGGCAGCCACAUCGCGUCGGGGGCGGCGGCGGGCGCCAUCUCCGCCGCCGUCACCACGCCGCUGGACGUCUGCAAGACGCUGCUCAACACGCAGGAGAACGUGGCGCUCAGCUCGGUGAACGUCAGCGGCCACCUGAGCGGCAUGGCAAACGCCUUCAGGGCGGUGUACAAGCUGGGCGGGCCGGGGGCUUUCUUCAAAGGGGUGCAGGCCCGGGUCAUUUACCAGAUGCCCUCCACCGCCAUCGCUUGGUCCGUGUACGAGUUCUUCAAGUACUUCAUGACAAAGCGGGACUCGCGUCUUUUAAAGGGCGAGCAAACCUUCGAGGAAGUAACAAAAAAGUAACAUUUCUCCGGGUCGUCAAGUCGGGAGGAGUCUCCUUCAAAAGCAAAUGAAGUUCAGCCGGGCUAUUUAUUUAUUCGCCAGGCUCGUAUUUUCAUGGAGUGAAGAAACACAAAGCCGCUUCCUUCGUAUUUAUUGUCAACAAACCUUUCUUUUCACCCCCAUGGAAAGUAGGAAUCUUAUCUUCCAAGUGCCUCUUUAAUCUUUUUGAUUUGUUUCCAUUUGAAGCAAAGGCUCACUGUUGAAUCACGCACAAUCUAGUCUGCUAGACCGAGGGCAGCUAUGAGCUGGUCAAAUACACUGACCUUCCCAGUGAGCUGGUAGUGAACAUUUACGUUUCAGACCCUAUAUGAAACAUGGAAAUAUACCUUUUUACUCUUUUUUUUAAUUUUUUUUAAUAUAGACAUUCCUCCCACCAUGGGCAGGAAAAGCCAUAUUAAAGUGUUUGCUUGUGUAGAUUUUGUACAGAAGGCUGAAUCUUAUUAACCCACCAAAGACACGGUAUUAUAUAGAGUGGUAUUUUUCUAUGCAUCCGCUUUUUUAACCCGCCAUAUCCACUCCAUUAGUCGUCGUCCUCCACCGCACACCGAGGCUUAUUUUUUUAUUCCGUUUACAGCCACAAUGUGACGAGUGCGUGUUUCUUCCUUUUUAAAAUGUGCUGGGAAAACCUGCUCAAGUAACGAGGAGGAAAUGUUUUGUUGUCGUUUUAGGUUUUUCCAUCCAGAUGAAUGUUUGAGAUUCUUUGUUGUGUAGACUUUCUAUAAGCCAUACUAGCACAUGCAACAUAUCCCAUCAGCAAAUAGGAAUGUUUUUUUUGUUUUUUAAAGCUUUUUUUUUUUAAGCAGCUGCCUUCACUACUCUUGAAUACAAGUUACAAUGACCAUCACUCUACAUAAUUCUAAUCCCUUAUACAGAUCAGGACAGGUCGCCAGGUGCAAGAUAAGUGGAGGAUGGUUGUGUUUUUUAAUGUUUUUUGUUUUGUUUUUUUAUACAUGUAAAAUCUCUUUUUUGCUUCUUACGCACAAGCAGCGGCGAUAACAACCGGGCUGAAUUGUCCACAUGAAUGUCGUGAUAACAUGCAACCUUUGUGACAAGGCUGCUACAGUAUGUAACACUGGAGCUGAAAUAAACAUGCAAGUGACA
Molecule: messenger RNA, 2271 nt
Organism: Nerophis lumbriciformis (worm pipefish)
Lineage: Eukaryota; Metazoa; Chordata; Actinopteri; Syngnathiformes; Syngnathidae
Gene: slc25a37
Product: solute carrier family 25 member 37
Biological process (GO): iron import into the mitochondrion
Cellular component (GO): mitochondrial membrane
Molecular function (GO): ferrous iron transmembrane transporter activity
Source: RefSeq, a predicted model, not a curated record